Messenger RNA from Effrenium voratum, 433 nucleotides. The record is from the annotation of a GenBank genome assembly. Lineage: Eukaryota; Dinophyceae; Suessiales; Symbiodiniaceae.
AGAUUUUUCGGCUCAGCGGCUGGGCUGAUUGCGCCAUGGCGGAGCUGGCGGAGGCGACAGAGCCGCAGGCGACAGAGGCCGAGGCCUGUGUAGCGCACGAUGCUUUUAUGUUUCCCUCCGCCUUGAAGCCCACGGACUUGCAGCUGGAGGAUGAAUCGAGCGAAGAGGACGAGGACACGGAUGGCCCGAACGAUCAGGGCGUCAUGUCGUCCAUCUACAGCUCCAAGAUGUUCUCUGAUCCUGAAGAGUACGAGAAAUGGAAGAACAGAGGCUGGAGAGCAGUGCAAUGCUGCGGCGGUGCCUUGCUGGUGCUUGCCUUGAUCUUUGACGAGAUGGACUGAGCCGCUGAGUUUUCAGUCCGAUCAGACUCCUGUCUGUCGCUUGGAGAAUGGGCCGGGUGUCUGGGCAGGGUGCCGGGGAAGUUGGUCAGUCC